Molecule: messenger RNA, 2091 nt
Organism: Trichosporon asahii var. asahii CBS 2479
Lineage: Eukaryota; Fungi; Basidiomycota; Tremellomycetes; Trichosporonales; Trichosporonaceae
Exons: 3
Coding region: 1-2091 (696 amino acids)
Biological process (GO): protein phosphorylation; mitotic DNA damage checkpoint signaling
Cellular component (GO): nucleus
Molecular function (GO): protein serine/threonine kinase activity; ATP binding
Source: RefSeq, a predicted model, not a curated record
AUGGCCACCCCACCACCGCCGGGCCAUGCGGACCAUGCGGCGCCCAUCUUCCCAGACACGACUUCGGAGACCGGCGAGCCUGGCAGCAUCCUCUUCUCAGAGCAGGUUCGCGCAGAGAUCGACAGCGACAACAAACGCGUCCUCGACCGCGCAGCGACGGCGGCCGCCGGGCGGGCGGACGACGAGCGAGAUGCGGAUCCCACAAACAUGUCCAACAUGUUCAUGUAUGUGGACGACGAGGACGAUGCAACCCCAGUCCACACUGGCAUCAUCGUGGACGACGGCCCGACACCAACUAAGGACGACCAGGACGAGACCAUGACGAACGCUGAUGCGCCUGCCGACAACGUUGACAUGCACUUUUGGCUCGAGAGCCAGGACGAAGGUGACACUGAGAUGGACGGGGACGCGAGCACGGUUGCCGUUGUCAAGUCGGAGGUGACAGAGGCCACUGGGACUACGUCGGAUAACUACGACAAAGAGGACGACGACGAUGAUGAGGACGGGUACUCAGAGCCGAUGAGCUAUCACUCUGGCGACUCGGACGAGUAUGAGAUGGAACACCGACCAUGGCUCGACCGCACAGCUGUCAAGCGCGACAUCCAGGAUCUCUACGCCAUCAAGGGUCUGUAUCACCACCACCUCCGAAAGUACCGGUACCGCGUCGUCGAUCGGCUUGGCGAGGGAACGUUCUCGUCGGUCUACCUGGCCUACGACAGCCUGAACAACAUGUACGACAACUCUUACUGGCUGGACGAGGCGCAGAACGAGUCAACGCCCGACAAUUUAUUCGCCGAGUCGAAGAAGGUCAAGGUCGCGCUGAAGAAGAUCCUGGUGACAAGCUCGCCGGCGCGCGUCGAGAAUGAGCUCUCGAUCCUCGAGAACCUGCGCGGGUGUCGCAACGUUUCACCCCUGAUCACAGCAUUCCGGGAUGAGGACCAGAUUGUCAUUGUGCUGCCAUAUCACAAGUCCGAUGAUUUCCGCUACUUCUACCGCCUCAUGGACCCGCCAAAGAUCCAGGAGUACAUGGCGUGUCUGCUCCGAUCACUGAAGGAUAUCCAUGCCCGAGGCAUUAUCCACCGGGACGUGAAGCCAGCCAACUUUCUCUUCGACUACGAGGCGGGCACUGGUGUGCUUGUCGACUUCGGCCUGGCGGAGCGAUAUCAACCACCCCGGCGAGCAGCCUGUCAGCACGAGCCCGCGACGCGGGAGCACCUGCACGGCACGCGGACGAAGACGGGAGAUACGGUUGCGGUUGAGCAGGCUGUGUACGAUGCUCGAAAGCGCGCAAAGGCCGGCGAUGUUGGAUUUCGGCAGCAAGACUCGCGACCAGCAAUCAAGACGAACCGAGCUGGAACGCGAGGGUUCCGCGCACCCGAGGUACUGCUCAAGUGUCCCGACCAAACCGUCGCAAUCGACAUCUGGUCAGCAGGUGUUAUCCUCCUCUCCCUGCUUGCUCACAAGUUCCCGGUGUUCAACUCGACAGACGAUGUUGAAGCACUCAUGGAGAUCGCGGCUGUGUUUGGGAAGGGCGCGAUGGAGCGCUGUGCGAUGCUGCACAUCGACAGCCCGCCGGACAGCCUCGCAGCUCUGAUCCUUCGCCUCAACCCACACCUGUACACGCCGCACCAGCCGCACCCAACGCCCGAGGAGGCGAUGCAGCACAUCACAGCUGUGGACCAAGCCCUCGACCUCGUCAACCGCAUGCUGCGCGUGGACUCGACGAGCCGCUUGACGGCGGCAGCGGCACUAAGGCAUCCCUUCCUGGCAUCCAUGGCUGGAGACGAUGAUGGGCCCGACGAGCUGCUCAAUGUCACCGAAGGAAAGUGCGGAUAUUUGCACACGAUGACAGCAGAGGGACAACCCUCCUUCGGCGGGCAAUCCGAGGACAUGCGAUUCGGCCAGGGUCUACCAUCGUCUCGCGACUCCAUGUGCCCCGAGCACGAACACUGGCAGCAGCGGUCGGGCGUAAACCCCAUCGGGGCCGCUGCUGGCGCUCGCUUGGACGAGGAGUACUACGAACUCACUGGUUUCCAUGUCUACCAGGAUUAUGAGGGGUGGGACGACCCAGAAGCCGUCGAGGGACGGUAG